Messenger RNA from Fusarium oxysporum Fo47, 1103 nucleotides. RefSeq lists its product as uncharacterized. The transcript is spliced from 3 exons. The record is from RefSeq and is a predicted model, not a curated record. Gene Ontology annotation, biological process: tRNA wobble uridine modification. Bases 20 to 823 code for a protein of 267 amino acids. Gene Ontology annotation, cellular component: elongator holoenzyme complex. NCBI's taxonomy places the organism in Eukaryota, Fungi, Ascomycota, Sordariomycetes, Hypocreales, Nectriaceae.
CUAAUAUUUCAAUCCCAAAAUGGCUUCUACUUCACGGAUACCUCAUCUUUUGGAGCCCUACAUCUCUCUACCUCCAGAGUCCUCGCUCAAUCUUGUCACCAGCGUGCUUGGUGCAAGCGCGAACUGGCUGGUUCUGCGCCAUGUGUAUUCAUACCUGAGAGGUAGUACAGAUGGGGAUGAGAGCGCCAAGGACACAGGCGUCGUACUGCUGAGCUUCAUGAGAGAUGGUGCCUUUUGGAAAGAGGGCGCUACAAAAUUGGGCCUUGAUUUAGAUGCCCUAAGCAGAGCAGGACGCUUCACAUUCAUCGACGGUUUCUCAGGACUCUAUGGUGAAGCUAAGACCGGGGUGCCAGGCACACGAAAAGAGAGAACGCUUCGGAGUACGAAGCUUGCAGACAUCAAAAGGGAAAUUGAAGGUGCUAUCGCGGAUUUGCGUGCGUCGCGUAAGAUCCUUGUUAUCGACCAACUUGAUGCGCUUCUCGCUGUCACCGAUGACUCAACCACAAGUCUCACACUUCAAGACGCUGUUCUUAGCCUACGCAGUCUUGUUCACAGUACGCUACUCACUCUGUCAGCCGACGUGCCUCUUGUUGCUACCCAAGUUACGACGCUUGAGCGAGAGCACGCCAGCCUCGUGCUUUCUUCAGCGCAUGAAGCUGACAUGGUGAUGGCCCUACGGAUGCUUGAUACAGGGACAGCGAGGGAUGUCAGUGGUGUAUUGCGUAUUACAGGACCUGGAGCAGAGGGCUUGGGUGGUGCUACUGAGUAUUUAUAUCAUGUGGUUGCGGACGGUGGGGUUAAGGUCUUUGAAAGAGGGACAUGAUGGAUGCGAAAUAGGAACCAAAAUCAAAGUCAAGAGCAACCGUCGUGGCAGUUGCGAGAAUGUUAAUCUCAGAACCGCCGCUUGAGAGCCUUUGAGUUUACAGGUCAUACCUCAUUCAACAGGGUAUCAUGCACGAGAAUGCGGAUUUCCAUGACAGACGAAUAGAACUUUUCCUCACAAAUGUCCACUCAAUCGCCACAGGUACGUUCAUGCAGAAUCAAGAUGCCAUUUCAGAACCUCGUAACCGAAACCCUAUAGAAUCUCAGAAGAGCAAAAGGGU